Messenger RNA from Gorilla gorilla gorilla (western lowland gorilla), 1940 nucleotides. RefSeq names its product coiled-coil domain containing 92 (gene CCDC92). The record is from RefSeq and is a predicted model, not a curated record. Gene Ontology annotation, cellular component: centriole. The transcript is spliced from 6 exons. The coding region runs from base 294 to 1289 and encodes 331 amino acids. Lineage: Eukaryota; Metazoa; Chordata; Mammalia; Primates; Hominidae.
GCCCCGCCCAGCCCAUGGGCCACGGGCCCCCGCCGCCGCCCGCCGGGAGGACCGAGCCUAAGAGGGCAGCCGCCUGAAGGAACGCGACGGCGGCGCCCGCAGCAAGCCACUAACAUGGGCUCUGCUGCUUCCAUCAGCCAACAGAAUCCUGGAUUUGAGUCUGUCCUUUGAAAGCACCUCUGCUAGAGUUCCGACUUCCAAACCCCUUUCAGCUCUUCGGGAUUCAGCCUCCAGUAUUUUUCAGUGCUGUACAAGCGUCUUGAAUUACUCUGGUAGCUUUUCCAGAAAGACCCAUGACUUCACCACAUUUCUCGAGUUACGAUGAAGGUCCUCUGGAUGUCAGCAUGGCAGCCACAAACCUGGAGAACCAGCUGCACAGCGCACAGAAGAACCUCCUGUUCCUUCAGCGGGAGCAUGCCAGCACGCUCAAGGGGCUGCACUCCGAGAUCAGGCGGCUGCAGCAGCACUGCACAGAUUUAACAUAUGAGCUGACAGUCAAAAGUUCGGAACAGACAGGAGACGGGACUUCUAGAAGCAGUGAAUUAAAGAAAAGAUGUGAAGAGCUGGAAGCCCAACUGAAAGUGAAAGAGAACGAAAAUGCUGAGUUGUUGAAAGAACUGGAGCAGAAAAACGCGAUGAUCACAGUGCUGGAGAACACCAUCAAGGAGCGGGAGAAGAAGUACCUGGAGGAGCUGAAGGCCAAGAGUCACAAGCUGACCCUGCUGUCUAGCGAGCUGGAGCAGCGGGCCAGCACCAUCGCCUACCUGACCUCCCAGCUGCACGCCGCCAAGAAGCAGCUCAUGAGCUCCAGCGGGACCUCAGAUGCCAGCCCGUCAGGGAGCCCCGUGCUGGCCAGCUACAAGCCAGCGCCCCCCAAAGACAAGCUACCCGAAACGCCUCGCCGCCGCAUGAAAAAGAGCCUCUCAGCCCCCUUGCACCCGGAAUUUGAAGAGGUCUACAGAUUCGGGGCAGAGAGCAGGAAACUCCUUUUGCGGGAACCAGUGGAUGCUAUGCCCGACCCCACCCCAUUUCUGCUGGCUAGGGAGUCCGCCGAGGUCCACCUCAUCAAAGAGAGGCCGCUUGUCAUCCCCCCCAUCGCCUCCGACCGAAGCAGCGAGCAGCACAGCCCGGCCCGCGAAAAGCCGCACAAGGCCCACGUCGGGGUGGCACAUCGGAUCCACCACGCCACCCCGCCGCAGGCCCAGCCCGAGGUGAAGACCCUGGCGGUCGACCAGGUGAACGGAGGCAAGGUGGUGAGGAAGCACUCAGGGACGGACAGAACUGUGUGAAGCCCGCCGUGCCCCACCCCGCGCUGUCCAUGCACUGUGAGCACCACUGGGAAAUCUCAGCCACACCUUUUCUGUUUAAUCCCAUGCAUGCCAAACAAACACUUUUCACACCUACCGACCCAUUCUCCUUCUGCUUCUCUUGCCCUUUUCUUCACACCAAAAUAUGAUCGUGUCCCUGCUGCAGAAUAUGUAUUUCCUAAUUGCUGUGGCCAAACGCCUGUGUGCCGAAUCGCUUGCUUCUGAUCCCGCUCCGUGUAACCUAAGUGCGCUGCAGGCAAAGCCCAGGCCACGGCUGCGUCACUACUGAUGUUCACGAUGCCACACAGUCACACACCUAAUUCAUUCUCAAGUCGGAGCAACACAUACCAACCUUGACCUUAUCCUCAAGCUCCAGGGCAGCCUGGCCGAGCAGCCCCUGCUCCCUCCUGGAGGCCCUUGUCACCUCCCGAGCUCCUCCUGGAGACCCGUCACCACCUGACCAACCUUUCCCAGGGCAGCACCGAUCACCGAGCAGCCGUGCGUGUAUCUCAAGGAAGUAAAUAAGAUGACGCUACUCCUCAUAGCACCACAACCUGAAUGUGUGUUCAUAUUUUUUUGUUAGUUUUAUCCAAAAUGUUUAAGAUCCCAACAAACUUUAUUUUCUAAACCUGC